AUGUGUGAUAUGCAGGGAGAUUGUAGUGAAAUGCCUCCUGAAUUUAAAUGUUUGUUUGAGAAUGCUGAAAAACCUUUGUUUUCUGGGUGUGCCAAAUAUACUAAGUUAUCUGGUGUGCUUAAAUUAUAUAAUUUAAAAGCAAAGAAUGGAUGGAGUGAUAAGAGUUUCAUGGGAUUAUUAGAACUAAUAAAAGACAUGCUUCCUAAUGAUAAUGAACUUCCAAAUUCAACUUAUGAAGCAAAGAAGUUGUUUUGUCCGUUGGGUAUGAAAAUUGAGAGGAUACAUGCAUGUCCAAAUGAUUGUAUAUUGUAUUGGAAAGAAUACAAAGACUUGCAUGUAUGUCCAAAGUGUGGGUCAUCGCGUUACAAAAGGAAAAAUGUUGGUGAUGAACCAAAGAAUAAGAAAGGUCCACCAGCCAAAGUGUUAUGGUAUUUACCUGUAAUACCAAGAUUUAAACGCAUGUUUGCUAAUCCAAGGGAUGCAAAAAAUUUGCAAUGGCAUGCUAUUGGGAGAAAAGACGAUGGAAAACUAAGACACCCAGCCGAUUCACCACAAUGGAGGAAUAUUAAUAGGAGGUGGCCUGAAUUCGGUACUGAAAACAGGAGUCUUAGACUUGGAUUGUGUACUGAUGGAAUGAAUCCUCAUGGUAACAUGAGUAGUCGACACAGUACUUGGCCUAUCCUUUUAGUAGUCUACAAUCUUCCACCUUGGUUGUGUAUGAAGCGAAAACACAUCAUGUUAUCGUUGUUAAUAUCAUGGCCUAAACAACCAGGAAAUGACAUAGAUGUAUAUCUAGAGCCACUUAUUGAAGAUUUAAAAAUGUUGUGGAAUGAAGGUGUGUCGGUGUAUGAUGCUUAUACUCGAGAAAGUUUUACCUUACGUGCAAUGAUCUUUUGCACCAUAAAUGAUUUUCCAGCCUAUGGUAACCUAUCGGGUUAUACUAAUAAAGGAGCUAAGGCAUGUCCUAUUUGUGAAGAUGAAACAGCCAAUCUAUGGUUGAAUAACAGUAAACAGAAUGUGUUCAUGAGUCAUAGGGCAUUUCUUCCAAUUGAUCAUCCUUAUCGAAAGAAGAAAAAAAAUUUCAAUGGAAAAUCAGAGACUGGAGUAGCUCGUUUGCCUUUGUCUAGUUUAGCGGUUUAUGACCGUGUUAAAAAUGUUAAUGUUGCUUUCGGCAAAACGUGUAAGACUACUCAGAAGACUCUAUGGAAGAAGAGGUCUAUAUUUUGGGAUCUACCAUACUGGAAGCAUAGCUGUUAG
Messenger RNA from Ipomoea nil (Japanese morning glory), 1257 nucleotides. RefSeq lists its product as uncharacterized. The transcript has a single exon. The record is from RefSeq and is a predicted model, not a curated record. The coding region runs from base 1 to 1257 and encodes 418 amino acids. Lineage: Eukaryota; Viridiplantae; Streptophyta; Magnoliopsida; Solanales; Convolvulaceae.